Gossypium raimondii (Peruvian cotton) is the source of this 564-nucleotide messenger RNA. RefSeq names its product late embryogenesis abundant protein 1. The transcript is spliced from 4 exons. Bases 1 to 564 code for a protein of 187 amino acids. The record is from RefSeq and is a predicted model, not a curated record. NCBI's taxonomy places the organism in Eukaryota, Viridiplantae, Streptophyta, Magnoliopsida, Malvales, Malvaceae.
AUGGCAAUGUUAAACCUAGUUAACAGCCCUUUCUGUAUAAGUAAUUCUGGUGGUAGAGUUGUUAGGAAUAGGGUUCUUCCACCUGCGACUCCAACAUUUAUUCAUGCAAGUUCAAAGCAGGAGUCUAAAGCAUUUGAUACGGCAAAGGAAACUAUAAAAGGAGUCAAUGAAACAAAGGAGGCCACCAAAAACAUGAAAGAUAGUGCUAUUUCUGCUGCUUCCCAAGUGAACCAGAAGGCACAAGAAACUAUAAAACAAGGAGCUAAUCAAGCAGCAGAUGCCACAAAAAACAUGAAAGAUAAGACUACUUCAGCUGCUGGCCAAGUAAUUAUUUCUUUAUAUACAUUUCGUGUUGAAAUUCUUGAAUUUUCUGCUGUUGGGGUGAGCGAGAAGGCAAAAGGAAUGGCUGAGAAGGCAACGGAUGCAGCAAAACAGGUAUGGGACACUGCCAUAGAAACUGCUCAAAAGGCUAAAGAAACUGUGCUUGGGAAAGCUGAUGAAUCCAAAAGAGGCAUUAAAGAAAAUGCAGAGAAAAUAAAGCAUAGGAUGGACGACAAGAACUGA